Molecule: messenger RNA, 1899 nt
Organism: Cotesia congregata
Lineage: Eukaryota; Metazoa; Arthropoda; Insecta; Hymenoptera; Braconidae
Source: the annotation of a GenBank genome assembly
AUAAUACCGCACUACAUUUUAAUGGAUGAAAAAAAAGAUAAUACAUCAGAAGGAGCAACUCAUACUGAAAAUGGAAACCAAAGUAAGGAACGGAUUUCAUGUUUCAAUUUUGAUGGCGAAGGGGAUUGGGAAAAUAUCUUGAAAAACGAAAAAUAUGGAUCGUAUGGUGAUAUGACAUUUUGCAUGGCUGAUCAUAUUAAAGAAACAAUGCAAAUGACGUUUAUGAUGCGUAGUCAUCACAUGCUUACCGAUGUAUGUCUCGAAGUAGGAACUGAAUUAUUUUAUGCUCAUAAAAUUAUUUUAGCUGCAGCUAGUCCUUACUUUAAAGCAAUGUUUACGGGAGGAUUAAGAGAGUCUGGAAUGAGUAGAGUGAAACUGCAAGGUGUUUGUCCUACAGCUAUGGCGAGAUUAAUGUUUUUUAUGUACACCGGACGAAUUAGAGUUACUGAAUUGACAGUUUGUACGUUAUUACCAGCAGCAACUAUGUUUCAGGUAAACAAUGUCAUAGAAGCAUGUUGUAUAUUUUUAGAGCGACAACUCGAUCCAACAAAUGCCAUAGGUAUUGCUAAUUUUGCUGAACAACAUGGGUGCAAAAAUUUACAUCAUAAAGCAAAUCAAUUCAUUGUACAACACUUUAGUCAAAUUUGUCAUGAAGAGGAAUUUCUCCAACUAUCAGCUAUCCAAUUGAUAUCACUUGUACGAAAAGAUGAACUUAAUGUACAAGAAGAAAGUCAGGUUUAUAAUGCUGUAUUAAAAUGGGUCAUGUAUAAUGAGGAAGCACGAGGUCCUAAAAUGGCUCAUAUUUUACAAGCUGUACGGUGUCAAUAUCUGACUCCAAAUUUCUUACGAGAUCAAAUGAAAAAUUGUGAAAUUGUAAAAAAAGCUCCCGCAUGUCGGGAGUAUCUAGCUGAAAUUUUCAAAGAUCUCACACUACAUAAAAAACCUAUUGUUAAGGAAAGAACGCCAAAUACUAAAAGACUAAUAUUCAUUGCUGGUGGUUUCCUCAGACACUCAUUAGAUACACUUGAAGCAUUUAAUGUAGAUGAUAAAAUUUAUACUGAACAUGCAAAAUUGAUCGUACCGCGAUCAGGAUUGGGUGGAGCAUUUUUAAAAGGAAUGUUUUAUGCUAUUGGGGGAAGAAAUAAUUCACCCCAAACAAGGUAUGACAGUGAUUGGGUAGAUAAAUAUGAUCCUAUAGCUAAUAAGUGGAGGCCUUGUAAAGCUAUGACAGUACCUAGAAAUCGUGUUGGAGUUGCUGUGAUGGAUGGCUUAUUAUAUGCUGUUGGUGGAAGUGCUGGGGCUGAGUUUCACAAUAGUGUUGAAUGUUAUGAUCCAGAGCAAGAUCUUUGGAAAAAUGUAAAACCUAUGCAUGUUAAAAGACUUGGUGUCGGAGUUGCUGUUGUUAAUAGAUUACUAUAUGCAGUUGGUGGAUUUGAUGGAGUUCAACGUUUAUCCUCUGUAGAAUGUUAUCAUCCAGAAAAUAAUGAAUGGACAAUGGUAUCGCCACUGAACAAUGGUCGUUCAGGUGCUGGAGUUGCAAGUCUUGGACAGUAUAUUUAUGUAAUUGGUGGAUAUAACGGAAAGCUUCAAUUGAAUUCAGUAGAACGUUAUGACACAGAAUCCGAUAGAUGGGAAGAAGUUAGUAGUAUUUCGAUAGCUCGUAGUGCACUAAGCGUUACAGUAAUUGAUAACAAGUUAUAUGCCAUUGGUGGCUAUGAUGGCAAUGUAUUUUUAAAUAUUGUAGAAAUUUAUAAUCCCGCUUUAGAUAGAUGGGAAAUAGGGAUGCCAAUGCCUUCUGCUAGAUCAGGACAUGCCAGUGCUGUUUCUUAUUUCCAAUGUCCGCUUCACUCUAUGCGGACGGGUGGAAAUGGAUCAAAAAAUGAUGGGGAACCAUCGUGA